This is a messenger RNA of Rhincodon typus (whale shark), 6390 nucleotides long. RefSeq names its product arginine-glutamic acid dipeptide (RE) repeats a (gene rerea). The record is from RefSeq and is a predicted model, not a curated record. Gene Ontology annotation, cellular component: nucleus. The transcript has 12 exons. Bases 1098 to 4091 code for a protein of 997 amino acids. Lineage: Eukaryota; Metazoa; Chordata; Chondrichthyes; Orectolobiformes; Rhincodontidae. Gene Ontology annotation, molecular function: transcription corepressor activity.
GGGUAGACUAUGUUAAUAGCUUAUUGGGUAAAUUUAACAACAGCUUGCAUUAAUACAGUACCUUCAACAAAGUAAUAUAUCCCAUGGUAUUUCACAGGGUCAUUAUUAAGUAAUAUUUGAUGUUGUGCCAGAUUAUGAGAUGUAAGGAUAGAGACUGCAACAAUGCACAGUUUUCAUCCAAUCUAAAUUCAAAGAUAUAUGUACAAUGGUUUUCUUAUGACCUACUUUUAUACUGCUUUAACUUCCAAGUAUUUUACUGGUGAUGUGUCUAUGCAUUCUGAAGGCUGAACUGCAAUUCUUGUAUGUCUGUUAUCACCAUCACGAUAUUGGAAUUGCAUGGUGUCAAGUUGGAGAGACUGGUGAGGAUUGCACAAAUUUAGGCCCUGUUUGAGUUGCACUGAAUUCUCUUUCUAUUGCAUGCCAUAAAAUAAGCUUUUUCUAUAUGCAUGUACUAUCAUGAGGCUGCACGAUGACCUAAUUUGCAUUCUUUAUAGGUAUUCAUAUUGCCAGUUACAAUAUAGCAAUUAUCAAUGGUUGCUGUGUGGAAAAUGAUUUUUAUUACAACAUCAGGAGCAUAAAACAGCUUUAGAACUCUGGUGGUGGGCAAUGAGCUACUCCAUUAUGUUCACUGAGCAGUGUCGUGGGAGGAAUGCUGGGAGAAAAGUUCGUUGCUGCUGGCCUGGUUAAACAUAGUGAAAACGUAAUUGGAAAUCCACCCAUAAGGUGAACUGGUGACAUUUUAUUACUAUUGGAAAAAGACUCCUGAAGCAGCUAGCUCUCGUGCUCAUCGAAGACAUCGCAGGCAGGCGGUAUUUAGAAGAAUUAAGACACGCACUGCAACAACCCCAGUGAAUCCAUCUCGGCCGCCAUCUGGUGAAUUCUUGGAUCUCAGUUCCGCCAGCGAGGAUGACUUUGAUAGUGAAGAUAGUGAACAGGAGCUGAAGGGCUACGCCUGUCGCCAUUGUUUCACCACUACAUCCAAAGACUGGCACCACGGAGGAAGAGACAAUAUAUUAUUGUGUACAGAGUGUCGGAUUCACUUCAAGAAGUACGCGGAAUUGCCACCUAUCGAUAAACCAGUGGAUCCACCACCAUUUAUGUUUAAACCAGUCAAAGAAGAAGAAGAUGGGCUCAGCGGCAAACAUAGCAUGAGGACCAGAAGGAGCAGGGGCUCGAUGUCUUCACUGCGCAGUGGUCGUAAAAAGCAGACAGCCAGCCCUGACGGUAGAACCUCACCUAUCAAUGAAGACAUCAGGUCCAGCGGCCGUAAUUCUCCCAGUGCUGCCAGCACGUCCAGUAAUGAUAGCAAAGCGGACUCUAUGAAAAAAUCCAGUAAGAGAUCAAAGGAUGAUGUAUCAUCGCCAUCAAAGAGUGCCAAACGCCAAAGAGAAAAGGCUGCUUCUGAUACAGAAGAAUCAGAAAGACUAAAUGCAAAGAAGUCCAAAACACAGGAAAUCAGUAGACCAAAUUCACCAUCUGAAGGAGAGAGUUCUGACAGCCGCAGUGUUAAUGAUGAAGGAAGCAGUGAUCCAAAGGAUAUUGAUCAGGACAAUCGCAGCACGUCACCAAGUAUACCGAGCCCAAGGGACAAUGAGAGUGAUUCCGAUUCCUCUGCACAGCAACAAGUAUUACAGUCUCAGCCUCCUGUACAUCAGAAUCCAUGUGCCUCUUUGCCGUUAGCACAACUGGAACCACCACAAAUGCCCCCUCCAGCAUCAUCCUGCGCUGUAUCAGUUUCUCAGCAAUUGUCUCCUGUUUCACAGCCUCGAAGUCAGACACCUCCUCAUUCACUUAUGCAGCCUACACCACAGCUUCAUCCCCAGAGACUAACAUCACCACAUCCUCCAAUUCAGCAGCAGUUGCAACCUCAGUCACAACCUCUUCCCCAGACACAGCCUCAGCUUCACACUCAGGUGCAACCAUUGCCUCAUUCACUGCAAGCUCAGUCUCUGAUACAGCAUCAACUCCAAGGUCCGCCAUUCUCAAUCAAUCCUCAGCCUCCACAGCCCCAGAUACAGCAGGCUUCUGCCCAGGGGCCAACUACAACACACUCUCAGCAACAUACUUCUACACAAGUCCAAGCACAGCCUCCACCACCUCCCCAAGUACAACCGCAGUCACAGCCUCCAAGAGAGCAGCCUUUGCCACCUGCACCUGUGACCAUGCCUCAUAUUAAGCCACCCCCCACAACACCAAUUACUCCUGUUUCUAACCCACAGUCACAUAAACCACCAACUCACCUUGCAGGACCACCUCCCUUCCCACAAAUGCCUUCAAAUUUACCACCCCCUCCAGCUUUAAAACCAUUGAGCUCCCUUUCCACCCAUCACACUCCUUCUGUUCAUCCACCUCCAUUGCAGUUAAUGCCUCAAACUCAACAGAUUCAGCCUCCUUCAGCUCAACCCCCAGUAUUAACCCAAGCUCAGAGCCUUCCAGCGACUGCAACUCAUCCUCAAGCAAUAUCGCACCCUGUUCCUUCUCAGCCACCAUACGCCCAGCAUCCUUUCAUCCCAUCAGGGGCUCCUACCAUCGCCUCUUCAUCAGCAUCUGCCACAUCAAGUGUUGCGCCCAUCUCUACCAUUCAGCCUACAGCUUCCGUUGUUACAUCUAUGUGUUCUGCUGGGAACAUCACAAAUACUCCACCUGCCACAGUGACGAGCAUUCAGAUUAAAGAGGAAAUACAGGAUGAACCAGAGGAUCCAGACAGUCCUCCUCCAUCUCCAAACAGGAGUCCAUCUCCAGAACCAACAAUUGUUAGUGCACCAAGCCAUGCCAGUCAGUCAGCCAGGUUCAUCAAACAUUUGGAUCGUGGUUACAAUUCCUGUGCACGAUCAGACUUGUACUUUGUGCCACUGCAAGGAUCAAAACUGGCCAAGAAACGGGAAGAAGUAAUAGAAAAGGCUAGGCGGGAAGCUGAGCAAAAGGCCAGAGAAGAGAAAGAGAAAGAAAAGGAAAAAGAAAAGGAGAGAGAACGAGAACGGGAACGAGAGAGGGAAGCUGAAAGAGCAGCGAAAGCUUCAAGCUCCUCCCAUGAGGGACGCAUGGCAGAAUCUCAACUCGUUGGGCCAGCUCAUUUAAGGCCUUCAUUUGAACCACCGCCCACUACCAUUGCAGCUGUCCCUCCAUACAUUGGACCAGACACUCCAGCACUACGGACUCUCAGUGAAUAUGCAAGACCACAUGUCAUGUCUCCAACCAAUCGUAACCAUCCAUUCUUUGUUCCAUUAAAUGCCUCUGAUCCAAUCCUAGCUUACCAUAUGCCAAGCCUCUACAGCGCUGACCCUGCAAUGAGAGAACGCGAGCUACGUGAAAGAGAGAUUCGGGAGAGAGAGAUUCGUGAAAGGGAGUUCCGUGAAAGGAUGAAGCCAGGCUUUGAGGUUAAGCCACCUGAACUGGACGGACUGCACCCAGCUGCUAAUCCUAUGGAUCCAUUUGCUAGACAUGGUGCAUUAACAAUCCAACCAACAGCUGGAGCUCAUCCAUUCCCUCCUUUCCACCAUGGAUUGAAUCCUCUAGAAAGGGAAAGACUUGCACUUGCAGGCCCUCAGUUGCGGCCUGAAAUGUCUUACGCUGAUAGACUGGCAGCAGAAAGAAUACAUGCUGAACGCAUGGCAUCUCUUGCAAAUGACCCACUUACAAGACUGCAGAUGUUCAAUGUGACGCCACAUCAUCACCAGCAUUCACACAUACAUUCGCACUUACACCUACAUCAGCAAGAUCCAUUACAUCAAGGUUCAGGAGGUGUGCAUCCAUUGGUGGAUCCUCUAGCAGCUGGGCCACAUUUGGCUCGUUUUCCAUACCCGCCAGGUGCAAUACCCAACCCACUUUUGACCCAGGCUCCACAUGAACAUGAAAUGCUCAGGCAUCAUCCUGUUUUUGGUGGACCGUAUAGAGACCUGCCUGGUGCUAUCCCAGCUCCGAUGUCAGCAGCACACCAACUGCAGGCAAUGCACGCCCAGUCAGCAGAACUACAGAGACUAGCAAUGGAACAGCAGUGGCUACACGGCCAUCACCAUAUGCACGGAGGUCCACUUCCUGGGCAAGAAGACUAUUAUAGCCGUCUGAAAAAGGAAAGUGACAAGCCACUUUAAAUUCUGAACCAUAUGAAGGCUCACUCUGACUGACGAAGGUUACGCAACCAGUACUUUGGAAGGAGCUCUGACAUCCUACAAGAAUGACAAAAAGAGAUCUUCCUAAAACGAUUUCCAACCCCAACCCCUCACCCCACCAAAAGAGAUCAUAUGAUUUUAUUUUGUAAUAUUCAUCUGUGGAGGGGCUGGCUGUGGAUCAUUGCACGACAUUGCAUUUGAUAAUAUGACAGUCAAAAAUGCACGCUGAGCAGUGUUUCCAGCUGUUCUUGUUUUGGUACUAGACCGAGUAUCAAACGGUCACUGCACAAUGCAACCUAACUAAAACAAAACAGAAAAAGUCAACGGAUUUGCAUUCUGAUUAUAAGUACUAUAGUACAUUUUAUUACUCCUUAAAUAAUAUGUAGGAUAUCCUCACAAUUUUAAAGAAAAGUCAAAUCUAUGGCAUGGCUUUUGAGUUUGUAAAUAAAGAAAAUUAACCUUAUAAGUAAAGGAUUAGUUGUGGAUUUCUAAUUGGAUAACAGAUUGCAAAAGUUAAAUGUUUUAAACAGCUUCAACUCCUUUAAUUAAAGGAGAAGUUAGCUGUGUGGUAAUGUUUCCUCUGAAAUGGAGUGUUUUUUCUGUGUGUCUAGUAGCAGUGGCAUGCAUCAAAAGGUUGCAGGGAUUGUGGUCCAGACAAAUGUCAACAUAGAUUUUAAUUAACAUAAAAGAAGGCUACAUAAAUAGUAUUCUACCAUCACUGGGUUUGGGCAUCCCAUACCAUGCUGGUCAACAAUGCAGACUAUUACUAGACUGAUCUCUUGCCAACAGCAUGAAAGAAAUCUAGGCUCUCUGUUCUAAUCAUUAAAAAUAUUUUCAGUAUCCAAAAUAUUUAAGAAACAGUUGAAUCUUUUACCGGCGUUUUAUAGUGAUAAUUUUAUGAUUUAAUAUUAAAAAAAUUAGGAACAAAUAAGCUACUUUUAUAUUUGCGUUUAACGUAACAUCCAGCAUUUUUGCUUUCAUUAAAUAUGCAUUAAAGUAUUGCACAUACCUGUGGCAUCAUGCUAAUUUUCUGCUUGUCAACCUAUUUUGUUAUGUUGGGGAUGGAGCUGACAACCCAUAAUUAAAUAUCAGAUUCAAGGGCAUUAAUUUGUCACAAAUCAUAUUCACAAAAAUUAGGUAAAAAGUUUGGGAGUACUGGAAAAUAGGACCAAAAGUACAAAUUGAACUUCUGUCGUGAUGUUUGAUUGUGAUCACGCACCUAUCAUUAGCGUGUCAAUCAACAGAGGUUUGUUGUCAAGCAUUUAAGCAGCUUGGGCCUCCACUGUAGAGGUACAUUGUACUCAAGUAUACUCCUCUCUCCCGAUGAGAGAACUUUCAAAGAGGGGAGCUUGAGUUAGGACAAAGGCUUGUGCUUACUGGUGGACAAGUCCUUUUUAUUUCUGAAAUAAAUGCUCUGAAAAGGUGUUGAUUUAAAGAAUAAUGUUAGUCACUCAAAAAGAUUCAGUUUUAAAGUCCCUUUUCUAGAUAUAUAUACUUCAUAGUGGCUAUUUUGGUUUUGGGCUCUUGAUUACCUUGUGGAGAUUUAUAUUCAUUUUUACUCCAGUCCUUUACCGUGAUACAUUAGUAUCUGAUUUCGGCAGUGGGGGUAUCUGAGAUACUAGCAAACUGAACUGAAAACUUUUCAGUAAAUAACAUUAACUUUAGAGCAGGGGCUCACUGAUCUUGCUCUUUUGUCAAUCACAUUUUUAUAUCUAAAACAACUAAAAAUACCACUCUUAAAAAGGUUUUUGAAAGUUCAAACUUUACAUUUUAUCAAAGAAGCUAUCACUUUGUUGUCAGAAGCUGAAUGCAGAGAGUCUGGCUGAUGUCUGCACUGGGUAACUGGUUUCCUGAUGGUGCGUAUUUGUCUUUCCCCUUGAUUUUAUCAAGGACUGUAUAUUUUCCAUUGUAGACUGUUAUGUGGUGUUCACUGUCAUAGGACUGUGUUUAAUUAAAAGAAAGAACUACAUGGUGUGCUCACACCCUGGAUAGUGACACAAAGGUUCAAGUUUUUAUUUUGCUUUUGUGUUUACCGAAGUAUAAUGUUUAAUGUUGUCAAUGGUCCAGCUUCUUAUUUCACUGCAGCAUUAGCAGAAUGUACAUUCUGAUGCUAAAUUUAUAUAUAUCUUGAAGCUUAAUGUAUAUAAUAGUAGUUUGCCAUGGGAUAACACAAUGUAAACAAAAAGUAGAAGCAAAGAUUGUGAGUCCUGUGUUUUCUCCAUUUGAGUAUUUUGUAAUUUUUGAAAUAUUUGUGACUUAAAUAAACCAGACAGAGCUGCAA